Danaus chrysippus (African queen) is the source of this 291-nucleotide messenger RNA. The record is from the annotation of a GenBank genome assembly. Lineage: Eukaryota; Metazoa; Arthropoda; Insecta; Lepidoptera; Nymphalidae.
AUGAUGGGGGAUGAUGGGAUGAUGGGGAUGAUGAAGGAGAUGAUGGGUGUGAUGGGGAUGAUGGAGAUGAUGGGGAUGAUGAUGGGGAUGAUGGGGGUGAUGGGGAUGAUGGGGGUGAUGGGGAUAAAGGGGAUGAUGGGGAUGAUGGAUAUGAUGGGGGUGAUGGGGAAGAUGGGGAUGAUGGGGUUGAUGGUGAUAAAGGGGGUGAUGGGGGUGAUGAUGGAUGAUGGGGGGGAUGAUGGGGAUGAUGGAGAUGAUGGAGACGAUGGGGAUGAUGGGGAUGAUGGAUGA